This is a messenger RNA of Darwinula stevensoni, 606 nucleotides long. The record is from the annotation of a GenBank genome assembly. Lineage: Eukaryota; Metazoa; Arthropoda; Ostracoda; Podocopida; Darwinulidae.
AUGGAGAAUCUCCGCUACAUGCUACUCAAGCACGAUCCUUUGAAACCUGUUUACUUUGGCUGUCGUUUCCACGGUUUCAUGAGUGGAGGAGCAGGAUAUGUGCUGAGCCGUGAGGCGGUGACGAGACUAGUGGAGAAGGCAUUGCCGAAUCCCAAGUCCUGUCCUCUUCGGGGGGAAGCUGAAGAUGUGUCCAUCGCUUUCAAUCUCUUGUGCAUCCUGUUUAAGUUAGUUGCAAUACCUGAAUCAUUAUUGGACUCACGUGAUGAAUGUUUUCCAUUUUUCGGAAUAGGUGAGUGCCUGGCGGCAGUGGGAGUGGAAGCGGGCGAUUCCCGAGACGAGUUGGGUCGCUGGCGUUUCUUCCCUUUCACUCCAGAGACGCACCUCAACCCCAUUUUAGACAACCGUUACAACUGGUUCUUCAGAUUCACCCAUCACAAUUACACGGAAGGACCCGAGUGCUGUUCGGAUACUGCCAUCUCCUUCCAUUAUGUCUCCCCCAAUCUCAUGCACGCUCUGGAGUAUCUCGUCUACCACCUACAUCCAUAUGGCUUCCCCCUUCUCGCCCAGCAUGCUGAUGUUAUGACCAGCAAUCGCCCUGGCAGUUGA